GUAGAUUUCAAUCAAUACACAUUUCUGGCAAAAUAACAGAGAAUAAACAUGGUUCUUUUGAAUUUAUUAUUUAAUAUAUAUGCUUUAAUGUUCGCUGAAGGCGCAUAUCUGCGAUGUUAUCGUAAAAGUAUCGACGAUUAUACAGUUACGCCUUUAUCAGAACCAUUGCCAAUAUUAAACUCUUCAUGUUUUGAUGCAAGUCGUUCAACUGUCAUUUACACAUUUGGCUUUGGCGCCAAAAAAGAUGGCCCUGUUACAACAAUUGUUAUCCAAUCUUAUAUCGACUAUGGCAAAGUUAAUUUUAUACUUCUCGAUUGGGAAAAAGAAGCCAGCACCGGCAUGCUGGGAGCUGCAGCAGGAUAUGUGGCGUCAGGUGUACCUCAAGCAAUGAAGAUUGGUGCACAACUUGGAUCAGCCAUAAUCACUAUGAGCAAUAACGGAUUAGAUAUACAAAAUUUACAGUUGAUAGCGCACUCUUUAGGUGCUCAUCUUAUGGGAUACGCUGGCAAGCAAGUCAAAAAGGAAGGCAAAAUUGUUGGCAGAAUAACUGGACUAGAUCCCUCAGGUCCACUUUACUCGGGUGCGCUUUCUAUGAAGGGCUUGGAAGCUAACUGUGCCGAAUAUGUUGAUGUAAUUCACACAGACCCAGGAACAUACGGAAUAACAGAUAGUAUUGGCAAUGUUGAUAUAUGGGCUAACUGCGAUAUGAAUUUACAACCAGGCUGUCCGCCACGUAACUAUGAAUUACUGAAUGCCGACGAUCGAUGCAGCCACGAUCGUGCACCUAAAUACUAUGUUGAGACUCUUCAAUAUCCAGAGGCAUUUGCAGCCAUUAAAGCGUCAAGUUGCAAAGAUUGGAGCUCAGGAGGCAGCCUUAAUAAAUCGGAGAUAGUUUACAUCGGAGAGAUCACCAAUUCACGAGGUAAUUUCUACUUGAGGACGAAUUCCGCGUCUCCAUAUGGAGAAGGCAUUGAUGGAACUAAGCCAUAAAAGUGCAUAAGAAAUGAAAAAACUGGAAAGCUGCAAACUUUUGUGUCAUAACGUUAUUAAUUUUAAACAAAUGUAUGAUUUAAGUUUGUUCUUUGUUUUAUAUUUAUUGUUAAUUAUAAAAGUACUACUAAGAAA
This is a messenger RNA of Leptidea sinapis, 1125 nucleotides long. RefSeq names its product lipase member H-B-like. The record is from RefSeq and is a predicted model, not a curated record. Lineage: Eukaryota; Metazoa; Arthropoda; Insecta; Lepidoptera; Pieridae. Gene Ontology annotation, molecular function: lipase activity. The coding region runs from base 49 to 990 and encodes 313 amino acids. The transcript has 7 exons.